GUGGUUGCCGGGACUGGUGAUGUGGCCCCCUCUUACCCCGCCCCUUUCCGCUAUGUCGGAAGAAACCCGACAGAGCAAGUUGGCCGCGGCCAAGAAAAAGCUGAAGGAAUUCCAGCAAAGGAACAAAACUGAUGUUCCUGCAGGAGUGAAGAAGAAACGGAAGAUCAAAAAUGACGGUGGCACCAAGACAACAACUUCUGAUGGUUGCAAACCGCCUGAGGAUAUUCAGGACAUUCUGAAGGUGCUGGUGUCCGACCUUAACCGUUCCAAUGGGGUAGCGCUAUCCCCAUUGGACAAGUGGAAGGCGCCCAAAGAUUGCGCCGCUCCUGCACCGGAACCUGGUAAUGAUACCAUCUUCCCUGGCGGUGUCAGUCCCACCAGUGUUGGUUCACUUCAUGACAGUAACAUGGCAUCACUUCAGAACCAUGAUGCAGACAAUGGCACUACCUCCAUGGAUGAAAACCAGUCUCUGUCAUCUACUGAGAGCCUGCGACAGAUUUCACAACAGCUCAAUGGGCUCGUGUCUGAGUCAUCAUCUUACAUCAACGGAGAGGGCCUAGCAUCUUCUACUAACAUAAAAGAUCUGGAGAACCGGUACCAAGAACUUUCAAUUGCCCUGGAAUCGAGUACUGUAACAAACAAACAACUCAGUAGCAAGAUAGAGGAAUUGAAACAGCAAAACCAGGAUGUUAUGGACCAACGAGAAAAAGAUAAAAAAGAAUUUGAGCAAAAGUUUGCAAAGGAACAGGGUGCUCUCAGGGAACAAUUGCAGAUUCACAUCCAGACUAUUGGUAUCUUAGUAUCUGAAAAGUCGGACCUACACACAGCUUUGGUCCAUACUCAGAACGCAGUCAGACAGAAAGCAGGAGAGUUGGAGGAUGUUACCAAUCGCCUGAAGACUUCCCGACAGCGCAUAGGAGAGCUGGAGAGGACUCUGUCAUCGGUCUCCAAACAACAAAAGCAGACUGACAAGUACAACAAGGAGCUUACCCAAGACCGAGAUAGCCUCAGGCUGCAGUUACUCAAGCAGAGCAAUAACAAUGAGGACCUAGCACAGCAGAACUCUGAAUUGACAGAGAAGCUUCGAGUCUUGGUUAAAGAGAAAACAGCCAUGCAGCAUGGAGUGGAGGAGCUACAGAAGAAGCUAGAGAUGUCAGAGCUAUUGCUGCAACAGAUCUCUAGCGCGUCUGAUAAAAGUGAGGUUUUACAGCAGGCCCAGGCAGAGCAAGCAAAGCUGGAGAGCCGUAUAGAACAGCUCAUGGAGAUAGUGAAGCAACUGCAGAUAGAGAGAGACCACUAUGCAGAGACUCUGAAAACAGAGAGCGCCAUUUGGCGGCAGCAGGCACAACAAUUGUUAGAGCAGGUGCAAACACUGGGAGAAGAGAAGGAGCAUGGUGUGGUUCGGGUGCAGGAACUGGAGGCCAGCUUGGCCGAACUCAAGAACCAGACAGCCGUCCCCCCACCUGAGGAGCCUCCUCCGGGGCCCUCUGAGGAGGAACAGCGGCUGCAUGCGGAGGCUGAACGACUGCAGAAGGAGCUAGAGAGACUUACAGGGCAGCUGCAUUUCCACUUAAAAGACAAUGAGACCCUGACUCACCAGAAUCAGGAGCAGGAGCAGAAGCUUCGGGAGCUACAGCGGAUAGCUGAGUGCUGGAAUGAGCAAGAGGCAGCUCGUGAGAAGAUUCUGGAGACUAUGCAGAAUGACCGCACUACCAUCAGCCGUGCUCUCUCCCAGAACCGCGACCUCAAGGAACAGCUGGCUGAGCUUCAGGAUGGCUUCGUCAGGCUGACCAAUGAGAACGUGGAGUUGACCACCGCCCUUCAGUCGGAGCAGCAUGUCAAGAAGGAGCUGGCCAAGAAGCUGGGCCAGCUACAGGAGAAGCUAGGGGAGCUGAAGGAGACGGUGGAAGUCAAGAGUCAAGAGGCUCACAGUCUGCAGGAACAGCGAGACCAGUAUCUGAGUGAUUUGCAGCAGUACAUGGCCGCCUAUCAGCAGCAUGUGGCUGCAUAUCAAAAUCUUACCUCUGAGAAGGAGACACUGCAGAAACAGUUACAGCUGCAGACUCAGCUUAUGGAACAACUGCAGCUUGAGGAAGCGCAGAGAAAGAUGGCAGCUGAGGUGGUCCGCCAAGAGUUGCAGCAGACCCAGGAACGCCUGGAAGCUGCCAGCCAGCAGAACCAGCAGCUGCAGGCCCAGCUGAGCCACAUGGCUGUGCCUGAGGAGGGAAAUGGGCUGGACAAUGAGGAAGAGGAUGAAGAGGCUUCCCAGCCAGAGCUGAGCAUCCCUGAGGACCUAGAUAGCCGAGAUGCCCUGGUGGCUUUCUUUAACUCAGCCCUAGCCAGUGCUAGGAAAGAGCAGGCGCAGCUGAGGGGACAACUAAAAGAGCAAAAGUUACGCUGCCAGCAGUUGGCUCAUCUAGAGGCCACGUCCCAGCGUGAACCAAAGGCCCUAGCCCCCGGGACUCGGGUGGACAGCGUGUCUGGGGAGACCCACCAGGCCAUACAAGUGGCCAUGGAGAAGCUGCAGGGCCGAUUUUCAGAUGUCAUGCGGGAGAAAGUGGAUCUGCAGGAACGUUUGGAACAGCUAGAACAUCGUUGCAUCCAAUUAUCGGGAGAGACAGACACCAUCGGCGAGUAUGUUGCCCUGUACCAUAGUCAGAGGGCAGUGCUGAAGGAGCGGCACCGUGCAAAGGAGGAGUACAUUAGGCGGCUGGCUCAGGACAAGGAAGAAAUGAAGGUGAAGCUGCUGGAGCUUCAAAAACUGGUGUUACGGCUGGUAGGCGAGAAGAAUGAGUGGUAUCAAAAAUACCAAGCUGCUUCCCAGAGCCCUGCUACUGGUGAGCACACAACAGCGCCGCCAGCCCCUCAGGAGCUUGGACCUGCCGAUGGCCAAGGCCUCCACGAAGUAAGCCUGGCUGAUGAUGUGGAGCCUCUUCAGGGAGGGGCCUUCUCAGUCCAAGCUGCUCCUGAGAACCCCACUGCUCAGCAGAUAAUGCAGCUGCUACGGGAAAUCCAAAAUCCACAGGAACACCCAGGCCUGGGCAAAAACCCAUGCAUUCCGUUCUUUUAUCGUCCUGACAAUAAUGAUGAGGUAAAGGUCUUGAUGAUCUAAACCUCACAAUGGGGUCGGGGGCUUUGCCCCCACCCCUUCCUUGGCACCCUUUACCUGGCACCCCUUCCCCAUCACUCCUUCCCUGCUAUCCCUUUAUCCUUAGAGUAGGAACAUAGGAAUACUGGGUGAACUCUCUGCCUGAUGUAGGGAGGUAGACAGGUGCACACACCUUGAUGCCAUAGCCAGGCUUAUUGUUCAUCUCUGGGAUAUGUCUAUUUUGUUCAGAAAAACCAAGAGCCCCCACCAAGCAGCUCUUUUUCCAGGGGGCUUGUAUUCUCUAUUGGGGGGGCUGCAUCCUCCAUUCAAGGGGGCCCAAAUAUCCCAUAUUCAAGGCUUGGGCUCAGGCAUUCUAUUCAAGACUGGGGUUGGGGGGUCAGGUAUGUCUAUUUAAGAGGGGAGGGCUGGGAUCUAUUUAAGGGAGGGCUUGGGUAUGUCUAUUAAUGGGGGGGUCCCAGGCAUUAUUAAAGGGUAGGGGGUUGGUAAUCUCUACAAGGGGGGACUUAGAAAUCUGUUUAAGGUGGCACACUUCUAUUCUAGCAGAAAGAACUAAUUAAUGUACCAUCCAUUCCAACGGGGGACUUGGACAUCUGUUUAAGGUGGGAGACUUCUGUUCUAGCAGAAACACUUAUUAUCAUCCAUUCAAAUGGGGGACUUGAAAAUCUCUUUAAGGUGGCAAACUUUUAUUCUACCAGAAACACUUAUUACUAUUUAUUCCAACGGGGAGUUGGAAAUCUCUUUAAGGUGGCCGACUUCUAUUCUAGCAUAAACACUACCAUCCAGUCAAAUGGGGGGCUUGAAAAUCUCUUUAAGGUGGCAGACUUUUAUUCUACUAGAAAGACUUACUAAUCCAUCUAGUCAAACUGGGGACUUGGAAAUCUCUUUAAGGUGGCAGACUUUUAUUCUAGCAGAAAAACUUAUUACUAUUCAUUCAAAUGGGGACUUGGAAAUCUCUUUAAGGUGGCCAACUUCUAUUCUAGCAGAAAGACUUAUUUACCACCAAAUGGCAGGCAUAGUAAAGGUGGAUCCUGCACCAUCGAGUCAGGGCAGGGGUGGGGGAGGCAUUUAUUUUAAAAGGGAAAUAUUACAAAACCUCUGUUAAAGGAGGCAGGAAGGCAUCAAAAUCUGAGGGGAACUUUCAUGAACUCUAUUCAAGGAAGGGGGAAGGCAUCGAAAUUAAGGGGGAUUCAGAUGA
Molecule: messenger RNA, 4304 nt
Organism: Trichechus manatus latirostris (Florida manatee)
Lineage: Eukaryota; Metazoa; Chordata; Mammalia; Sirenia; Trichechidae
Gene: GOLGA2
Product: golgin A2
Exons: 27
Coding region: 20-3112 (1030 amino acids)
Biological process (GO): spindle assembly; Golgi organization
Cellular component (GO): Golgi apparatus; Golgi cis cisterna; Golgi cisterna membrane
Molecular function (GO): protein binding
Source: RefSeq, a predicted model, not a curated record